AUGCAAGAACAAUCCAGUAAGCUAUCAGAACAAGGCAAGGGAUUCCAAGAUAACUAUCCUCCUGUCUACAACAGCUUCACUGAUUAUGUCAACUCGCAGAUGUCGACAAUAGGCAGGGCGAGGUCAUGGCAAGACCAAAAAUCCCUAUUCGGGAUGAGAAUCAAUCCUAAGAAGCUCCCUGGAGAAAGGAAAGUCAAUCCAGAACAAACAUCUUUUUCCGGUGAUCUUAAGGAAUUCAUCAAUGAUAUGCAGCUAGGGCUAGGAGGAGAUGGGAACAACGGAAGUUCAACCUAUUGCCCAUUUCAUGGCUACAAUUGUUAUUGCAUCUUCCGCCCUCAAUCCCGAAUUGGAUUCCAAGGAAACGUGACCCAAAUGUCAGAUGCGAACAUGGGGGCCUCAGACACCCGACCAAACGUUGCAACAGUUGAAAGAACAAGUGAAGGAGAUAAAGUGCCUCAUGGCAACCCUGGUCAAGACACAGAAACCCCCAUGCAAGAACAAUCCAGUAAGCUAUCAGAACAAGGCAAGGGAUUCCAAGAUAACUAUCCUCCUGUCUACAACAGCUUCACUGAUUAUGUCAACUCGCAGAUGUCGACAAUAGGCAGGGCGAGGUCAUGGCAAGACCAAAAAUCCCUAUUCGGGAUGAGAAUCAAUCCUAAGAAGCUCCCUGGAGAAAGGAAAGUCAAUCCAGAACAAACAUCUUUUUCCGGUGAUCUUAAGGAAUUCAUCAAUGAUAUGCAGCUAGGGCUAGGAGGAGAUGGGAACAACGGAAGUUCAACCUAUUGCCCAUUUCAUGGCUACAAUUGUUAUUGCAUCUUCCGCCCUCAAUCCCGAAUUGGAUUCCAAGGAAACGUGACCCAAAUGUCAGAUGCGAACAUGGGGGCCUCAGACACCCGACCAAACGUUGCGUUCACCUGGAAAGCAAGAGACAAAUCAAGAUGA
This is a messenger RNA of Ilex paraguariensis (yerba mate), 942 nucleotides long. The record is from the annotation of a GenBank genome assembly. NCBI's taxonomy places the organism in Eukaryota, Viridiplantae, Streptophyta, Magnoliopsida, Aquifoliales, Aquifoliaceae.